Oncorhynchus masou masou (cherry salmon) is the source of this 3248-nucleotide messenger RNA. RefSeq names its product sialic acid-binding Ig-like lectin 5. The transcript is spliced from 9 exons. Lineage: Eukaryota; Metazoa; Chordata; Actinopteri; Salmoniformes; Salmonidae. The record is from RefSeq and is a predicted model, not a curated record. Bases 125 to 2035 code for a protein of 636 amino acids.
AGUCAAUAGGAAGAGAGAGCACACAGAGAGAGACACAGACAGAGAUAGUGACCAUUAGAGAAAGAGGAGAAAGACGAGAGAGACCUCGGUGUUGUGGUUGAUUCAUCGAGGCAGUAGAGGCAGGAUGUGGGUCCUCAUCUGGGCAGCUCUACUUCUCUCUCUGACAGAGAGAACCACAUGCCCAAUGAAGGCCCCUGCAGCAGCAUACAAAAUCACCUUCAGUCCAGCAGAGAUAACACCACAGACUGGACUAUGUGCUGUUAUUCCAUGUUCGUUCACUCACCCUGAUGACUUCCUUGCUGGCAUAGCAAUAUGGCUUAAAUGCCCUGAUGAACAAUGCUCUAUUAAAGUCGAAACAGACUCUAUUUUCCACUCAAUGAAUUGCUCUAUAGCUCAGGAGGGUUAUAGAAGGCGAGUAGCACUACUGGAGACAGACCUGACAAAGAAGAACUGCAGUAUGAUCAUCAACGACAUCACUAAGACUGAUGACGGAGACUAUAAAUUAAGACUGUCCGGAACAUUGAACAGUGGAAAUAUAAGUAAAUUUACAUACCAGACGAAACUGAAAAUGGCAGUGAAAGCUCUGACCCAGAAGCCCUCAGUGUUGACUCCUCCUCUGACAGAGGGAGAACCAGCGACCCUGACCUGCACCGCCCCGGGGAUCUGCUCUGGAACUCCUCCUAACAUCACAUGGACAUGGAGAGGGACAGGAGACAACAUCACUGAGCUCAGAGACAACACCACUACACAAAGGAGAGAGGAUCUGACCAGCGUCACAACAACCCACUUCUCAACUUUGACCUUUACACCUUCAGCAGAGCACCACACCACCAAGGUCACGUGCCAAGUGACAUUCAAAGGGAAAAUCAGCACUGAGGAGACAGUGACUUUGAAUGUGACUCAUGUGAAGGAACCCAAGAUCUCUGGUAGUAACACAGUGAGAGAGGGUGAUACCCUGAAUCUGACCUGCAGUGUUGACAGUUACCCACCACCACCAUCUAUCACCUGGAGUAAGAAUGGGACAACAGCUUUGGAACAGAAUAACUCUGGACUGGCCUCUCUCACCAUCUCCAACAUGACAAGAGAACGUGCUGGGGAGUAUGUGUGUAAAGCUCAACACCUCAACAGGACUCUGACAGCUUCCAUUGUUGUCACUGUGAUGUACCAUCCUGUGAUUCUCAAUGCUUCUGGGUGUGUCAUCCAGGCAAAGGUCAUGACCUGUGUGUGUGUCAGCCAGGGGGUUCCCUUACCUCUCAUAGGCUGGCUUAACACUGAGGAGUACUCCCUCACUAAAUCAGUGUUGAGGUCCUCAGUGAACACCACCAUCAGGAUGCAUGUCGGAAACCACAACAACACUACUGUGGAGUGUGUCAGCACAAAUGAAGUGGGCAGAGUGAGAGAGAAGCUGCAAGUCACCCAAAAAGAGAGCCAAGGAAAGCAAGGAGAGGAAGUAUCUAAAGACAUCUUGGCUCUGCUGUUGAACCCACCACUGAUUGCUGCAUUUGUGAUUGGUGCAGCCUGCUCAUCCACCAUCUGUUGUAUCAUCCUGUGUUUGACAGGGAAAUGUAAAAGAUGCAAAGUGAGGAUCCCAAAGGAGUCAGACUCCAAAAGCCCUUUAACGAAACUGGAGAUGGUGGCAUGUGAAGACCAACAGACGAAUGCAGGACAGGCUGUGCGGGGCGAUCAGACCCCUCUGCAGGUGGUGCUGAUGGGGGGAGCUGAAAACACAGGACCCCAGACCAGUGGAGCUGCAGGAAACUCUGCCAAAGGGGAAGAACCUAAAGAUGUGCACUACACCACUAUCAACUACUCCCAACUGAAGAAGACUCCUGAGGAGGCAGAGAAGAAGACCACCACCUCGGAGUCAGAGUACGCCAAAAUCAAACGAGAGAAGAAGAAAGAGGGGUAUGAAGGUGGAGGAGAGGGGAGUGGAGUGAUGGACGAGGAGGAGAACGAGAAUGGUAAGCUAGCAGCAGAGACAUAUGACAAUACAGAGCUUUACUCCAACGUCAAGGCUAUUAUGGGUGGUGAGUGACACAGCAAUUUUCACUAGAAACAUGGGGGAUAGCAUGCAGUAUUGUAUAGCCAUGUGUUCCUUUAUCAUUUUCUGAAUUCAGAUUGAAUGUUUUAUGUUGAUACUGGGACUUUUGCUCAACUGAAACUACUGUAGUUUUGGUGUUGUUUCCUCAUGUGCCAAAUCAAGUUGGAAUGUUUUAUGAUAAUACAGAGACGUUGUUUAAUAACUGAAACUACUGUAGUUAAUAGUUUUGGUAAAUGAUUUAUUUUACAGCCUUGUGUCAGAUGGUACUGUAUGUAUCUGGUGGUUGGACAUUUUCAAUAAGAAUAUUUUCUAGUUGUACAUAGAAGCAAGUUUUGGUCAAGUUUUUAUAAAGUUUUUCAAGGAAGAGUCAUUUUACUUUUGUAAUGACAGUGUUUUGUCACCAAGGGGAAGGACUGACAUAUACGCGGUUGGGAAAAGUAGAGGUCAAGACAUUUCUUUUUUCUUCUCCUCUUUCCUUUCAUUUUUGCAUUUUGAUUUUACAAGUGGGUGGGGAUAUUAGGUAGUACGUGUGGAUGUAAUCAAUAUAUUUCUGUAAAUAGAAUACUGAUAGUGUUCCAGAAUUCUCAUUUUGGGCUAGCCAGAGAGCUCAAAGUAAAGAAUCAAGAAAAAAAGUACAUUAUGCUUUUAAAUGUUGUUUGCUUUAGACAGCUUGGUUGUUUAGCAACAAAACAGAUGCAAGCACAACUAUGUGGUAAGACAGAUGGGUUGGCUUAGAUUGUUGACAACAUGUCACAUAUUUUGUCUCCAAUGUUUGAAAAUAUAAAUACAUUUCCAAAAUGAGCACUUGUUGUCUCUCAAAUACGGUGUUACAGUUGUUUGGUUAGCUAGGUAGCAUUUUGCGUGCCAUAUUAGCAAAUAACACCCCCCAAAAAAUAUGACAUUUCAAGAACAACAUAAAACUAGCUGAAACAAGCCACCUACUAUUCCCCAGAUGGCAGCUUUUUAUGUCAUUGAUGCUAGAUAUCUGGCCAUCCAGAAUCACCACAACAUGCGGUCUUCUGCCCCAUUGAAGCAUGCCUAUCGUUUUCAUGACAUUGUCAGCUAACCCAUUUAUGAGAAUAUUUUUCUAUUCACAAGUGUGCAUUAUUGCAGUAUUGUUUUAUAUUGGAGGCACUACCUCAAUCUUUUUUGUAAUUUCAUUUGUUUGUUCUCUGAAAUCUGUUAAAAUAAUGUAUAAAUGGUACAU